Messenger RNA from Prorocentrum cordatum, 2551 nucleotides. NCBI's taxonomy places the organism in Eukaryota, Dinophyceae, Prorocentrales, Prorocentraceae. The record is from the annotation of a GenBank genome assembly.
GAGCUUCAAAGACUGCCGCUCCCACAAUGGCUCGCAGUAUCCUACUUACGAGGAGGCCACGCUGGCGACGGGCAUGUUUGCCAAGGACGACGAGGCCGCCCGGGUCAUCCAAGAACUCGUGGAAUUACGGUACACGGCCCACCAGCUACGUUUCGUUUUUGUUGUGUUCCUCGACCUCGAUGCUAAGCCGACGACGUUGUACAACGCAUUCGAGAAGCACCUGAUGAAAUACUUUCUCGACCGAGGGAUGGCGCCGUCUACUGCUGCGGCGGAAUUGAAGCGAUGCUUGCGCCUGGCUGCGGCUGCGCAGGACCGUGCCGACGCGUUGGCCUUCUUGGACGCGCCCGUACCCAUAGCAUCAACGAGCAGGCAGUCCACCGACAGCACUCCUCCUAGAACAGCCACGGCGACCACCCCAAUUUUCCACGCACUCCAGGCUCGCGUGCGCAGCGACUCAGAGCAGCGCGCGGCCACCGCGACAAUCACUAGACACAUCACCGCCAAUGCCUCCAAGUUCGUCUUCGUCCACGGCGCCGCCGGCGCGGGCAAGUCCACGGUGGCCCAAUACGUGCAUUACUACACAGAAUCUCUCGGCAAGUCCUGCGUCAACGUGGCCACGACAGGCCAGGCCGCCCUUCUCUUACCUCAUGGCGCCACGGCCCACUCCACGUUCAAGAUACCUCUGGGAGACGAGGAUCCAUUGACGUGCAAUCUGGGCUUGCAAACUGCUGAGGCCGCGCGCCUAGCUCGCGCUUCAGUCAUACAGUGGGACGAGUGGCCUGGAGCGAAAAGGACAGCGUGGGAUGCCGUUGUGCGUUUUCUGGGCACCCUCCAGAAGGCAGCCCCAGACACUUACUCCCCCAAGGUCAUUGUGUGCUACGGGGACUUCCGCCAGAUCCCUCCUGUCCUCAAGCACGCGUCCAGACGCGACAUUGUUGCAAUGAGCGUGCGUUCGUCAUCAACGUGGGACCAUUUCGAAUGCCACCGGCUCACUACCAAACACCGCCAACAUGCUGAUCUCACGUACGCUCGCUGGAUCGAGACUGUCGGCAAUGGAACCGCCGAGGCGAAGCACUCCGUGGAUGGUACUCCCGGUUACUUGGAACUGCACCUCUGCCCAACCAUAUUGGAACCCCGCGAGGCCAUUGAUUUCUGCUUCCCACACCCGAACGACGCAAAUGCUUGCGCAAAGUCCAAGAUCUUGGCCGUCACCAACGAUACCGUCGACGCGUUCAACGACAUGGUCCUGGACAUCCUCGCACACACCCACCUUCGCGACGAAUGCCAUCGGUUCAGCGCCGACUGCAUAGAGAUCGACCGGGACGAUCAGUUCAUCGAACCUCACGUGGCGCCCGAAUUUCUGAACGUCCAAACUGAACGCGGUGUGCCUCCCCACCGCAUUCGACUCAUCGUGGGCGCACUUUGCGAAAUUAUGAGGAACUUUAGCUCCCAGGACCGUCUGAUGAACCAUGCCCAGGUGGUCCUCGUCGCCGUUCACGACAACCACGUGGAUGUCGAAACGUUGGACGGCAGACGCUUCCCUUUACCGCGGAUCUGCUUCCGCUGGAGCUUGGCCAAAGGUGCGACAAUCAUCGUGCGCCGACAAUUUCCAUUGCGCCCGGCGUACGCCUCCACCCUCAACGGCGCCCAGGGCAGCACCCUGGCCAGAUGCGUCAUCGACCUGCGACGCAGCCCCUUUACGCACGGGCACCUGUACGCGGCGCUCAGCCGGGCGAGCAUCAAGAACGCGCUCCUGGACACCGCCACGGCGCCGAGCAGCGCGCCAGUGCAAGGUCAGCGGAAGCAAGCAUCGCUGUACACCAUCGCGGUGAACGUGGAGAUGAUCGACAUCCCAGGGAAGAAGAACGCCGGCUCGCGCGUGACCUUCGCGGACGGCGCCAGCCUAAAGGCCACGCAGCCGGCCAACCGCCGCGGCCUCAGUACUUUGUCGGCACGCGCGAUGGAGCGGGUUGGCCUCCCCAGCACCCCGAGUGGCGUGUGCAAGACCAAUGCGAGCUUCAUGCCCCCGACUGCCGCCGCCAACCCGACGCACGGUCGCAGUUGGGCGUGGGUGGCCGCCGCCUACGGGCAGUCCGACGCGGCCGCGACCAAGGCUUGCAACUACAUCGGCCAGAUCACGGAGCACGUCCUGACCAACGCGUUCCUGGCCGCGGACAUGACCGUUCCCGCCGCACCGAACCAGACCGCAUGGAGUGCACAGGCGAAGGUACUUUCUAACCGAGUUUCCCUCACGCGCACAGGCACCAAGCACACCUCCGAGCCGUGCACCAUCACUGAGUUGCUGAACGUCGCGAUCACCAUCGCGCCGAACGUGCCCGCCAAAGUCCACAACGCCUUGAAGACGCGGGCAUCUCAGCACGGCAGCGUCGUGGCCUUCACCCAGCCCGUCACGCCAUCGGCUUCCUCUUCUUCCACGCCGCAGGCCUCCGUCGGCUUCGCCCCGUCGAAGAAGCCCGCCACGAAGCACCCGGUGACGAAGACCAUCGCGAAGACGAAGGCCGCAGUGCGGCGCCGCCCCAGCUGCAAGUGA